AUGAAAGGAUCUCUGUGUAGACAUGCUCUUGGGUUAACUAAUCUGUCUGCAGAUUCUAUCAAAUUAAUGAUGGCGUCACAUAAUUCGUCAACCACUUCAGAUGAACAAUUUCGCAAAGUUUUUAUCGGUGGCUUAUCAUACUGUACUACGGAUGAUACAUUAAGAUCAUAUUGUGAGAAAUUUGGAGAUAUUGCGGAUUGUGUUAUUAUGCGUGAUCGAGGUGGUACAUCGAGAGGAUUUGGUUUUGUCACAUUUCGAGAUCGUUCAAUGGUUGACGAUUUAAUGUCUCAGCGUCCUCAUCUAAUUGAUGGACGUCAAACAGAACCUAAAAGAGCUAUGCCAAGAGACGAAGCAUCCCGUCCAGAAGGUCAGUUAACAGUUAAAAAAAUAUUUAUUGGCGGAAUACGUGAUGAUAUGGAUGAUGAACAACUAAAAAAUCAUUUUAAUCAAUAUGGAAAUAUUGUCGAUUGUUCAAUCAUGAAAGAUAAAGAUGGAAAACUGCGUGGUUUUGCAUUUAUUACAUUCGAUGAUUUUGAUUCAGUUGAUCGAAUUAUAUUAGAUAAACCGCACUCUAUUAAUGGAAAAGAAUUGGAUGUUAGAAAGGCAAUACCACGUGAACAAACGCAACGUAAUAAUGGAACGGGAAUGAAUGAUUAUUAUUUUCGUAAUAGUCCAUUUGAUGGUCGUUAUACAAUGAAUAUGCCUCCUUCGCCUAUGCCAUAUGGUUGUUUACCAUCCUCGUAUGCUUUACAAAUGUCUGACAAACCAAUGCCAUUGAUGGCAUCAAAUAUUGAUCAACAAGGUCAUCCACCCUUUCCUUCCAUUAUUCUUCCACCUGAAAUAGCCAAUUCGGCAUUUUUUCGCCGGCAACCAACUUCAACAACGAAUCCACAAAACAAUAGAAAGAAAAGUAUUAGUGGUGACGAUCCAUCUUAUUUACCAUAUGAUUAUUUUCAAAUGAAUUCAAUGAAUUGUGGUAAUGGGGUCGGAAUAAACAAUCGAAUGAAUAAUAAUAAUCGACCAAGAUAUUUUAAUGGUUAUAGAAAUGGACUUCAGCGACCUCGGUCAAAUCGGCGUAGUAAUUCCAUUAAUGAUCCAAACUCAGAACAACAUCGAAAAUUAUUUGUUGGCGGACUAUCAUAUAAAACAACUGAUGAUUCACUAAAAACUUAUGUGGAAAAAUUUGGCCAAGUAAAUGAUUGUGUGGUAAUGAAAGAUAAAAAUAAUUUAUCGCGUGGAUUUGGCUUUGUUACUUAUACUGAUGUUUCUAUGAUCGAUGAUUUUAUGGCACAACGGCCGCAUACUCUAGAUGGACGCCAAAUAGACCCAAAACGGGCAAUGCCACGUGAAGAAGCAAUGAAUGACGAUGUUCAUUUGACUGUAAAAAAAAUAUUUAUUGGUGGUUUAAGAGACGGUAUCGCAGAAGAUACACUGAAACAAUAUUUUGAUAAGUACGGAAAAAUUUGUGAUUGUUUUAUUAUGAAAGACAAAACGGGAAAUACACGAGGAUUUGGAUUUUUGGAAUUUGAUGACUACGACUCUGUCGAUCGUGUUAUACUAGAUCGUCCACAUACAAUCGAUCAAAAACGAAUUGAUGUGAAAAAAGCGGUUCCCAGAGAACAACGUCAGUUACAACAACAACAAGCACAAGCCUUACAGUUACAAGCUGCAGCUGCUUAUCAUUAUCAUUAUGGUGCAUUCGGUGGGGGAAGAGGUGGUAAUAGUGGUGAUAUGUUACUUGGCCCCGGAAUGAGGAUGAAUGGUAUUGGACCUGAUAAUCUAAUGUAUGAUGAUAUGUAUGGACCUUUCGCUGGACCUACUGGCUCAGGAAUGUACACCAGUAAUAUGCGCAAUAUUCCAAAUUCAGGAGGAAGAUUUGACGCACGUCUAUCACGAAAUAAUCGCAAUAAUACCAAUGUGAAUGUCAAUAACAAUAAUAAUAAUUCUCGUGAAAGACGGCAGGAUCGUCAAUCCCGUGAUAGUCAGUAG
Didymodactylos carnosus is the source of this 1989-nucleotide messenger RNA. The record is from the annotation of a GenBank genome assembly. Lineage: Eukaryota; Metazoa; Rotifera; Eurotatoria; Philodinida; Philodinidae.